Messenger RNA from Corythoichthys intestinalis (scribbled pipefish), 1904 nucleotides. It is a transcript of the gene lyplal1, whose product is annotated as lysophospholipase like 1. Bases 206 to 787 code for a protein of 193 amino acids. Lineage: Eukaryota; Metazoa; Chordata; Actinopteri; Syngnathiformes; Syngnathidae. Gene Ontology annotation, cellular component: cytoplasm. Gene Ontology annotation, biological process: protein depalmitoylation. The transcript has 5 exons. The record is from RefSeq and is a predicted model, not a curated record. Gene Ontology annotation, molecular function: carboxylic ester hydrolase activity; palmitoyl-(protein) hydrolase activity.
UGAAAACUACAUUUGGACUCAGGCAGGAUACUCAGGUCAGGGGUGCCUACACUGCGUAUUGAAGUUAGACAGGUACCACAGCGCUGCACAUUGUAAGGGAGCAAUGGAACACUUAAAGUAAAAAUGGACCUGAACUAAGCCCGACUAACAGAAACCAUGUACAGGUGACACUGGUCAAGGGUUAAGAGCCUGGGUUCGAGAUGUGAUGACGCCUGGUCUUACUUUUGCCCACAUCAGAGUCAUUUAUCCCUCAGCCCCAGCAAGACCAUAUACACCUAUGCACGGAGCUCUGUCCACUGUUUGGUUUGACCGUUACAAGAUUUCACACGACUGCCCGGAGCAUCUACAAUCCAUAGACGCCAUGUGCAACACCUUAGGCUCCAUUAUUCAAGAUGAAGUCAACGCUGGGAUCCCCAAACAUCGUAUAAUAAUUGGGGGAUUCUCUAUGGGUGGAGCUUUGGCCCUCCACUUGGUUUGCCGGUACCAACCUGAUGUGGCUGGCGUUUUUGCACUGUCCAGUUUCCUGAAUAAAGACUCUGUUGCUUUUAAGGCAGUGGAGGAGCAGGUGAGAGCCGGACAGUCCCUCCCGGAGUUGCUCCAGUGCCAUGGGACAAGUGACGAGCUGGUGCUUCAUCAGUGGGGUGAGGACACAGCAAUGCUGCUGCAGAAGGCUGGGAUGACAACAGGUUUUCACUCCCUACCUGGUCUCUACCACCAACUGUCGCAGCCUGAAUUGGAGCUGCUGAAAACCUGGAUUCUUCGCAAACUUCCACCUAACUCAUCCUGACCCCCCUUUAUAAUAUAUGAAAUUUUAGCAAUAAAUGUUUAAUAUUGUUUUGUUUCAUGUUGUGUUUAUUCGUCCCAUUCCUUAUUUGUGAACCAGGUAAAGUUUGUUACCACACACACACACACAAAAAUCAUUGAACGUAUGAUACUUUAUUCUAGUGCUAAAAUCCUAUACUGAUAUCAAACCGAUACCGAUAUAUGCGGCCUUGGACAUAUGGCUAAUUUUAUUGUGGUGUCCCACUGGAUGCUUUAAUACUGCUAAAUGUAACAAUAACAGGUUUUUCCAAAUAAACAUUCUGUGAAAAAUAAGAACGACUACAAGUGAUAUUGUUAAAAAGUGUCUAUAUCACACCUCUAUAUUUAUUGUUGAAAUUAAAAUGGUGCAAACAUUAUUUUAUAUGAAAAUCACUUUCUCCUGUAUGCUUUGUUACAGUAAGUGUAAUGCAGUGGUCUCAUGCAUGUGUAAAAGCUGUUGUGUCUGCCAAAAGUUCUCUUUGCAUUUCUGUGGGUUUAGGAGGUUCGUCGCGCUUAUUAAAAAAAAAAUCUGGCUCUGGGUUGACCACUAUGUCAGGCAGUUCCUGUCAGAAAUUCUAGCCACUUUCACCUCUGCCCAUGUAAGAGUGUAACCGUUGAAGGGAAUAGUAUCUUUUCUCUUAUUUACCAUUCGACUGUUUGUUUUGUUUGUUUACACUAAAACACCCAAUAUAAAACAACAUAUCAUAGUUUAAGGAAUACAAGCAGAAUAUAAUUGACAUAGGGCAUGAGAGAUACAUGACUCCUAACGCGUGCGUCAUGCAGCUUUGCAAGAUGGAGGCUGACAACCAGGUAAUAGGCAAAUCAUUUACAAGCCCACGUCUGCAACACCAAAUCCCACAAUCAGGACACUCCAGAACAAAUGGCGGGAUGUCCUGUCUCAACACAAGGAACUCCAGAGAACGCCCAAUAUGCAACCUAUAACACGACUGCUAAGACUCCAAGCGCCCCUUUGACGCUGAGGCGGGACUCAGCAACUGUGCCGCACGAACUAAACAACCCAAACUGCGAUAGAAGAUUAUCCUAAACAAAGGCCAAACACACCCUUCUUCAGGACCACGGCCCGCCUCACCAGAGCCUUUAAA